ACUCGUAUUUGUCAUUCUCACGCCGCGAUGUAACGAGUCUUUCGUCGAAUGAGAGAAUAGUUAUCUUUAAAAGAAAUAUCAAAUAUACGUUUAUACUUUAUACCUUUCGUAAAGAAAACUUCUCUAGUGUUUUUUCCAGUUGUAGACGAAGUUUCCGAUAACCUAAAACAUAACGCAAUGGCAGCGAUACAUCGGGAAGCGAUCCAGAAACAAAUACAACAGGAUUGGGCAAAUCGGGAAUAUAUAGAGGUCAUCACCGGCAAUAUUAAAAAAAUUACAGAUUUUCUUAAUUCUUUCGACAUGUCCUGUAGAUCGCGAAUAGCUGUCCUAAAUGAGAAACUUACGACGCUCGAGCGUAGGAUCGAGUAUCUCGAAGCUUGCGUAACGAAAGGAGAAACGUUAACAUAAACUGCAGUAACAAGCCAUCGUCGACAUCUUUAUUAUGGAUCUCACGCGGUGUACAUUUAUGCGUGGAGGAAUUACAGCAUUUUACUACUUCGAAUGUAUCCCAUAAACGUUACUUCGAGCUGACCUUAUAGACCAGUCAAACGAUAUUAUUGUAAUCCAAUAAUUUUUCAUUGUACAUAUAAGGAAUAAAUUAAUACGGUUUCUCGUAUCUUA
This is a messenger RNA of Vespula vulgaris, 621 nucleotides long. It is a transcript of the gene HSPC300, whose product is annotated as probable protein BRICK1-B. The transcript has 3 exons. Gene Ontology annotation, biological process: cell motility; regulation of actin polymerization or depolymerization; actin filament organization. NCBI's taxonomy places the organism in Eukaryota, Metazoa, Arthropoda, Insecta, Hymenoptera, Vespidae. Bases 178 to 408 code for a protein of 76 amino acids. Gene Ontology annotation, molecular function: protein-containing complex binding. The record is from RefSeq and is a predicted model, not a curated record. Gene Ontology annotation, cellular component: SCAR complex.